AUGACCGCCUUGCCGUUGUUGUCCACGAUCAAUGAAGAUGACGGAUCUUCUAGUUCUCCUAUCGCUGUCACUCUCUCGCUUCUCCUCGAACCAUCGUCUGCCCUCCUUGACCGCGUCGUCCCGGAAAUCCGCAAACUGUUGCCUUAUAGGGCACCGUUCGCCUCGUAUGCGGAACUGAUAGAUGUGACCUUCCAAGUCAUCCCUGCGUUGGAUGUGAAGGAGAAGGCGGAAUUCAUCGCGGGUCAUCCUCGCAUUGGGGAAACCCGGAAUCUCUCUAAUCUCAGCGCCAAGGAGCAAGGGGCAACGCAGACGAUCAACUCGACCCCUCCAGAAGUGUUGGCUCGUCUGGGCCACCUUAACGCCUGCUACGAGAAGAAGUAUCCAGGCCUGCGGUACAUCACAUUUGUGAAUGGGCGGUCGCGUGCUGCAAUUGUGGAGGAAAUGGAGGACAAGUUGGGGUUCGAGCACAGUUUAUCGCCGACUUAUCCCAGCAUCGAGAGCCUCGAUCCUGUAGAAGUCGAGGGCGGGGAUUGGUUGUCCGAACUCGAGAGGGCGAUAGUGGACGUUGGGAAGAUAGCGAAGAGUAGAUUGGCGGGGUUGGGGGUCGAGUGA
This is a messenger RNA of Pleurotus ostreatus (oyster mushroom), 612 nucleotides long. RefSeq lists its product as uncharacterized. The transcript has a single exon. The coding region runs from base 1 to 612 and encodes 203 amino acids. NCBI's taxonomy places the organism in Eukaryota, Fungi, Basidiomycota, Agaricomycetes, Agaricales, Pleurotaceae. The record is from RefSeq and is a predicted model, not a curated record.